This is a messenger RNA of Diorhabda sublineata, 3609 nucleotides long. It is a transcript of the gene spel1, whose product is annotated as DNA mismatch repair protein Msh2. Gene Ontology annotation, biological process: mitotic recombination; mismatch repair. The transcript has 13 exons. Gene Ontology annotation, molecular function: mismatched DNA binding; ATP-dependent DNA damage sensor activity; ATP binding. Gene Ontology annotation, cellular component: MutSalpha complex; nucleus. NCBI's taxonomy places the organism in Eukaryota, Metazoa, Arthropoda, Insecta, Coleoptera, Chrysomelidae. Bases 263 to 2986 code for a protein of 907 amino acids. The record is from RefSeq and is a predicted model, not a curated record.
UAUGCUACCACGAGUUGUUUAUAAUAAAUUCCAAGAACUGAUAAUAUAUGUGAAUACUAAACUCCAAAUAAUUGCUGAUCAUAAUUUUAAGAAUCAGAAUUAUCUACUCGAGAUUUGUUCUUAAAUUUUUGUUCCAUGAAAUAUAUUUCAAAUAGAUUUUCAUAAACUUUGUUAUUACAAUUUUUAUUAUUAAGAAAAUUAGUAAAUUACAUUAAAUAUAAAAUCUUGGCGACUUCCCACCAAAGGAGGAUUCCUGAAAGCUAUGUUGUGCACAGUGGGAUAUGCAAAAACAUUUUUCUAUUUGAGUGACGACAUAAUUUAUAAACCAUCAUCAACUAUACGUUUUUUCAAUCGUAAUGAAUAUUAUUCUCUUCAUGGUGAGGAUACUGAUCUGGCUGCCGAAUUUUUAUCUACCCCCGUGAAAUAUAUGGGCGAUGAACCGAAACUGAGCUAUGUAACUGUCAGUAAGGGACAAUUUGAAUUGUUUCUAAGAGAACUGUUAAUCGUCCGGCAGUACAGGGUCGAAGUGUACAUCAAGCAGUCUACAAAAGGAAAUCAAUGGGCUUUGGAAUAUAAAGGAUCUCCUGGAAAUUUGAGUCAAUUUGAGGAUUUACUUUUUGAAAAUGUACCUAUUGAUUUCACAAAUUGUGUCAUGAGUAUUAAAAUAUGUCCCAAUAAAUUACUGGCAUUGAGUUGUGUUAAUGUCACUGAAUGUAAAUUUGAAGUAUGUGAAAUUACGGAUAACGACUCAUUUUCGGAACUAGAAGGUUUGAUUGCUCAGAUUGGUCCCAAGGAAUGUAUACUACCAAAUGGAGAAACACCUGAUCUGGUUGCACUUAGAAAAGUUUUGGAAAGGAAUGGCAUUCUAAUAGCGAAGGUUAAAGCAUCGGAUUUUGCAGGAGAUUUAGCACAGGAUUUAAAUAGACUUUUAUACUUUUCGAAAGACCAACAAAGAAACUGCUUUUCUUAUAAGGAAACCAAUUUCAAGAAUGCACUAGGUUGUUUAUCUGCUCUCAUUAAAUUUCUCAAUUUAAAUGAAGAUGAGAAAAAUUUUAAUCAAUUCAAGCUCAGUACUCUAGAUGCUCGCAGGUUUGUAAGAAUUGAUAAUGCAGCUUUGUUCGCCCUUCAUGUUAUACCUAAAGCUUCAAAUACAGGCCCAAACAAUUAUUUUAAACGCGUUGAUAAAUCAUCCAGUCUGAAAGGACUUUUAGAUAACUGUGCUACAGCUCAAGGAAGUAGAUUAUUGGAACAGUGGAUAAAACAACCUUUAAAAGAUAUUCAUGCUAUAAAUGAAAGAUUGGAAGUGGUGGAGUGUAUUUCAAUGAAUCUCGACAUUAGAACACAACUCGUUAAAGAAUGGUUACCCAGAGUUAUGGAUUUGGUGCCAUUAUCUAGAAAGAUCGGUUCGAAAAAUGCCACUCUUCAGGAUUGUUACAAGGUAUAUACAGCUGUUAGUACUAUACCUGCCAUUAUUAAAGUAUUGAGAGAAUUAAACAACAAAUUCGUAAAUGAUAUGUUAGUUGAUCCGUUAUCAGAACUAUCAUCAGACAUGCAGAAUUUCCAAAAUAUGAUAGAACAAACUCUAGAUUUUGAGUUGGUUGAUAGAGCGGAAUUCUUAAUAAAAAGUUCUUUCGAUGAAAGUUUAACUGAGUUAGCCCAACAAAAAGAUGAAAUUCAAGAAAAAAUGCAAAAAGUGUUAAGUAGAGUUGCAAAUGAUUUGGAUUUGGAUAAAAAUAAAGGUGUCAAACUAGAAUAUACUGAACAACUUGGUUAUUUCUUUAGGGUAACUUUGAAAGACGAAAAAUCGUUGAGAAAACACAAAGAUUUUAAAAUUUUGGGUGCAAUUAAAGGUGGAGUUCGAUUUACAAACAGCAAGUUAUCUGAUUUAAGUGAAAGCUAUAGUGUUGUUAAUGAAGAGUAUAAGGAACGUCAAAAGAAUGUUGUGAAAGAACUUAUUGAAGUGGCUUCUGAAUACGCAGAUACUUUGAAAAAUCUCAAUAUACUUGUAGCAAAGGUAGAUGUAUUAACAUCUUUCGCUAUAGCAGCUAUUUCCGCUAGAAUUCCUUACAUGAAACCCAAACUACUUCCAGGAGGAUCAGGUAUUUUGAAAUUAAAUAAAGUGAGACAUCCAUGUAUCGAGGCUCAAGAAAAUAUUUCUUUUAUUCCAAAUGAUGUUAGUUUUGAAAAAGAUGGCAAAAAAAUGUUUAUUAUUACAGGUCCAAAUAUGUGUGGAAAAAGUACAUACAUAAGAAGUAUAGGUACUGCAGUUUUGAUGGCUCAUAUUGGGAGCUUAGUUCCUUGCUCGGCAGCUGAGAUAUCUGUUGUAGAUGCUAUUUUAGUUAGAGUUGGUGCUGAGGAUUGUCAAUUGAAAGGUCUUUCAACAUUUAUGUUGGAGAUGAUUGAAACUUCUACUAUUAUUAAGACAGCUACCUGCGAUUCUUUGGUUAUUAUUGACGAAUUGGGAAGAGGCACUUCUACCUACGAUGGGUGUGGUUUAGCAUGGGCUAUUGCGGAGUAUAUUGCUAAUGUAAUCAAGCCUUUUUCUCUUUUUGCUACCCAUUUCCACGAAUUAAAUUUACUAGCUGAAAAAACAGAGUUUGUUGGAAAUCUACAUGUGUCUGCUCUAGUUACCGAUGAUGAAAUGACUCCAUUAUACACUAUACGUGAAGGAGAAUGCGACAAGAGUUAUGGCAUACAUUGCGCAAGAUUGGUGAAAUUUCCAGAUGAUGUUAUACAGGACGCAAUUAAAUACCAGAAAAAAUUAGAACAUCAAAGUGGAUUGAAAUAUAUUAAAGAUUUUGAACCAAGUGUCAAAAGAAAAAUUAUUUCAGAAGGUGAUGAAAUAAUAAAGAAUACAUUGAAGAAAUUCAAAUCAUUAGAUUUGGAUACGAUGACAGAUGAUGAAUUACAGAACUAUAUACAAAAAGCAAAAGAAGAAUUGGUUACAACUAACAAUCUUUUCAUUAAUGGGUUGUUAGAUCUUUAGAAAUAAUAUAACGAAAAAUAAUUGUCAAAGAUACAAGUUUUGUCAUAUAUUUCUUUAGAAAAUAGGUUACCAUGUUUUUCUAGUAUCUAGAUCUGAAAUAAAAGAAAGUUGUUUAGUAUCUAAGCUUAUGUUUUGUUUUGUACUAUUUUUUUUAAAUAAAUUGAAAGCUAAUUUGUUAUUUUUAUUAUUAGGUACUGUGUAUAUUGUUUUCAAAUAAACAAUAAGAUAUGUUUUAAACUAUAUUGUAUUAUAUUAUAUUAGAAAUUUCCAAAACCUAUAAAUAAGUGUAAUUACUCUUGAGCAGACUUUCGUAAUAUUUGUUUGCUCUUCUUAGGUUGAUAUUAGCAAUGAAAAAGUGAUUAUGUUCAGUAAUAAUUUAUAAAAACCAUACAAUUGAAACUUAUUCUUUUUUUUGCCUACUUCUUAUACACUUUCAGGUGUUGCAUUGAAACUCCUUAUACUCUUGUAAUAUUUUUCCACACUUUUCCGUUACUGGCAAAUAUUUUAAUUUCCUUCAGAUUUUUUCUUUUACUUCAUCCUAUAUCGGCUGAUCCUCUGAUUUUUUGGUAUUUCUCUUUUUCGUCGGUUGACUUAACCUCAUUAUUUUUCUGACUAUUCUUUGU